AUGGGCCGCAACUCAGCGGAGCACCGCCGUCAGUGCCCUCCGCGGCGGCACGCCCCCGAGGAUAUGGCCUCGCUGCCGAUCCCCGACGAACUCCUCGCCGAAAUCUUCGUUCGCCUGCCCACCCCAGCCGACCUCGUCCUCGCCUCCGCCGCCUGCGUCUCCUUCCGCCGCGUCGUGGCCGACCGCUCCUUCCUCAGGCAGUUCCGCAAGCUCCACGCGCCGCCCCUCCUCGGCUUCCUCGGCCCGCACACCGGCUUCGACCCCGCCGAGCGGCCUCACCCCUCCGCAUCUGCGGCCAGUGCCGUCGCCCUCGCCGCCGACUUCUCCUUCUCGUUCCUUCCGCCCCCCGGCCCCGCUCACCGCUGGGCUCUCUGGGACGUCCGCGACGGCCGGGUCCUCCUCCGCGGGAUGCCCCUGGAAGAUUCUCAUGGAGUCGUCUUCACAGAGACGGUGGUGUGCGACCCUUUGCACCGGAGGUACCUCAUGCUUCCCUCAAUCCCUGACGACGUAGCAGCUACCGUGGAGGGGCCACGCCCACAUUCAUGCGAGAUUUUCCUUGUUCCCGAAGGCGGCAAUGAGGACGAUGAGUCAACAGCCGCUGAAGAGACGUCAUUCAGAGUGAUCUGGAUGGGGCACUAUGAAGAUAAGCUCAUCACCUAUGUCUUCUCUUCCAGCACCAGACAAUGGCAAGCCAUUCGAUCCCUUACCUGGACCAAUUUGUCAGCUGGCUCGCUAUCAUCGACAGAGAUGACACUCUUCUGCCAGCGCCAAUACGUGUAUGGCUGCUUUUACUGGCUGCCAAAUUCGAAGCACGGAAUAAAAAUGUUGGUGCUCAACACCCGUAAGAUGGAGUUCUCCGUUGCUGAACCCCCAGCUGAACCCAAAGUUUGUUACAGACAUAUAACCAUGGUGGAGGCAGGAGAAGGCAGGCCCGGGCUGGUUGUCCUUACAUACGGCCCACGCGGCCACAUUUAUACCAUUUGGAGAAACAAUAAUGGGAGUUCCAGCCAAUGGCAAAAGGAUAAGGUAAUCCCACCCUCACCGGGAUCUGGGUACGUGCUCAGACAGUCGAUGGGGACACAUUUGCUUUUGAAUCACUGGGGGUUCUCAUCCUUCGACGAAGAAUUAUGCACAGACUUAUGCACGUUGGACAUGAAAACAUUAAAGAUUGAGAGAGUGUGUGCUUCCACAGUGCAGAGCUUCGCAUAUAGCAACUAUCCACCAUCGUUGUCGUCACCGACAAUAUCAAAUGGUAAACUCUCUGUUGCUUGCUCUUCAUUCUUCUCACAUAGCUUGUCUGAUGCUUGA
Molecule: messenger RNA, 1308 nt
Organism: Triticum turgidum subsp. durum (durum wheat)
Lineage: Eukaryota; Viridiplantae; Streptophyta; Magnoliopsida; Poales; Poaceae
Source: the annotation of a GenBank genome assembly